Messenger RNA from [Torrubiella] hemipterigena, 1803 nucleotides. Lineage: Eukaryota; Fungi; Ascomycota; Sordariomycetes; Hypocreales; Clavicipitaceae. The record is from the annotation of a GenBank genome assembly.
AACCCCAAAUCAUCCAAACCGAGCUAGUGCAUCACCGUUGAGGCAAAUAGACUUUUACGCCCCAAACUCCCCAUUGCGCAGCAUUCGAUUGAUUUUGCUGCAGCAUCGUCUUCAUCUUCCCAUUGGCAUCCUCUCCAACCCUUAUGGCCUUGCUGCAACGCCUAGCGUCUACAUCACGACUCCGAUUGGCCCCCGCCGUCGCCCUCUCUUUCGUCAGAUACGCUUCCAACAUGGCUCCCAAGCUCAACGAUCCCUCUUUGCUUAAGCAAAACGUCGUUUACAUCAACGGCGAAUGGCUCCCUGCCAAGUCUGGCCAGAGCUUCGAGGUCAAGGAUCCUUCCAGCGGCGAACUCAUCGGAACCAGUGCCGAAUGUAACACCGACGACACAAACCUGGCUAUCCAGGCCGCCUCCGACGCCUUUGCCACCUUCCGCACCUUGACCGGACGCGAGAGAGCUAAGCUCCUGCGAAAGUGGUAUGACUUGAUGGUCGAGAACUCUGCUGAUAUUGCCACUCUCAUUACUUGGGAGAACGGUAAGCCUCUGGCUGAUGCCAAGGGCGAGGCUGCCUAUGCCGCCAGCUUCUUCGAGUGGUUCAGCGAGGAGGCUCCCCGCGUUUACGGCGACACCAUCCCAGCCACUGUUCCGGGCAACCGCGUUUGGACAAUUAAGGAGCCCGUUGGUGUCUGCGGUCUUAUUACUCCCUGGAACUUCCCUGCUGCCAUGAUUACCCGUAAGAUUGGUCCUGCCCUUGCUGCCGGUUGUACCAUCGUUUGCAAGGCCCCCGGCGAGACUCCCUUUACCGCUUUGGCCUUGGCUGAACUUGCCCACCGUGCCGGUAUCCCCAAGGGUGUCGUCAACAUCAUCACUACUCUGAAGAACACCCCCGAGGUCGGCGAGGUCCUGACGACCUCCCCCAAGGUCAAGAAGGUUUCCUUCACUGGAUCCACUGGAGUCGGUAAGCUUCUCAUGAAGCAGUCUUCUUCCACUCUCAAGAAGCUCUCCAUGGAGCUUGGUGGCAACGCUCCCUUCAUCGUGUUCGACGACGCCGACAUUGAUGCCGCCGUUGCUGGUGCCAUUGCUUCCAAGUUCCGCUCGUCUGGUCAGACCUGUGUUUGCGCCAACCGCAUCUACGUCCAGGAGGGUAUCUACGACGAGUUCGCUACCAAAUUUGUGGAGAAGGUCAAGGCCUUCAAGGUCGGACACGGCUUUGAUGAGGGUGUUACCCAUGGUCCCCUCAUCCACGACCGUGCCGUCACCAAGGUUGAAGCUCAUGUCAAGGACGCCGUUGCCAAGGGCGCUAACCUUCUUGUCGGUGGUCAAAAGAUGCCUGAGCUUGGAGAGUACUUCUUCCAGCCUACUGUGCUUCGCGACAUGACUGUUGAUAUGGCCAUUGCCACUGAGGAGACCUUCGGCCCCGUUGCUGGUCUCUUCCCCUUCAAGACCGAGGCCGAUGUUGUCAGCAUGGCUAACAAGUCCGAGGUUGGCUUGGCUGGAUACUUCUUCUCGAGAGAUCUGCAGCGCGUGUACCGUGUUGCUGAGGCUCUCGAGACUGGUAUGGUUGGUGUCAACACCGGUAUCAUUUCCGACGUCGCCUCUCCCUUCGGUGGUGUUAAGGAGAGUGGCUUUGGCCGGGAGGGCUCCAAGUACGGUGUUGCCGAAUACCAGACCACCAAGAUGGUCACCUUUGGCGGCAUGGGAAACCCUCUACAGAGCUAAAUAUUGUAUGAAAAAAUGGUCUAAAGAUAAAAAUGCAAAAUCGGUGUACCGAGAUGUUUAUAGUAAUGCUAGUGUGUUCCGUUGU